UCUCUGAUAACAAGAGUUUUAGGGAGAAAUCUAUUCAUUGGAGUCACUCUGAAGAGGUGAACCAUGAAGAGGACACAAAAAAGGAAACAUCUGGAAAGCACAUUUUCCACCCAAAGUGCCAAGAAGUCAAGAGCAAAUCUGAAUUUACAAGUCCCGCAGCAUGGAUGCAAGAAAACGCAUACCACACAGCAAGGGGAGAUUCUUCCUCUUCGUCAGACUUCAGCCCCUGCAUCUCUUCGGAAAACAAGUUCACAUGUGCUGAAAUCUCAACAUCACACACAUAUGAUCCCCCAUCUGAGUACUCUUUCAACAACCACCCUCUGGUCUCUGAGGCAAAGCAUGAAUCCUCUGAAUCGGAAUAUUUCACCUGUAACUCCUCCAUUUACCAUCACUCUUGUAUUGAGGUCAUAAAAUCAUGUGAAGACUCUUCCCGUCCUGGACCCUCUAGGUUGGCCCAGGUCCAGGAGCAGAAGGCAAAGGAUUCACAUUCUGGAAACAUCUUCUGUGUCUGUUCUCCAGACAAGCUCAUACAGAGUGAAGACAGGAGAAGUCAUGAGGAUGUUCCUCCUCAUGAGUUGUGUGUGUCAGCCCCUGCUUGCAGUCAGGCAGCAGAAGAAAAGGCCUCUGUCUCAGAAUACUUCUCCUGUGUCUCCUCGCUAAGCAAGCUCAGUCCUGCUGGCGGGGAUGGAAGCCCUCAGUUACAUCAAGAUGCGUCUUCUCUUGGAUACCCCACGAUGUCAGAGAGUUCUUCCCCCUUUCCACAUGCCUCUUUCCCAGGACAUUUGAGCCCUGCAGAAGCCACCCUCUCUCAUGUUUCUAUGAAGGAAUUCCCAACUGACAAUGAGUCCAGGAGGAACCACAAAGCCCAAGAGGAAAGGGAGGAGGUUGAGGGUCCAGCAGAGCCUCCAGCUCCACAGGAGUGUUCCAGGCCCCAGACGCCCGAAUGGCUGAUGGCCCUGGAGAGCGGCUACAAGUGCAUGGGCUGCUGCCGGGUCUUCCCCACCUUAGACGUCCUCAAGCAGCACGUGCAGAAUGGGGAGGAGCAAGAAGAAGGCAGGUCACACCAUGUGGAACAGCAAGACGCUCUUGAGCCAACUAAAGAGCAGUGA
Suricata suricatta (meerkat) is the source of this 1109-nucleotide messenger RNA. RefSeq names its product protein FAM170A-like. Gene Ontology annotation, biological process: fertilization. The record is from RefSeq and is a predicted model, not a curated record. The coding region runs from base 165 to 1109 and encodes 314 amino acids. Lineage: Eukaryota; Metazoa; Chordata; Mammalia; Carnivora; Herpestidae. Gene Ontology annotation, cellular component: nucleus. The transcript is spliced from 8 exons.